AUGUCACCUUCUUCUUCUUCACAUGAUAUCGUACUCACCAGCUCACCGGAGGGACCCAUCACCGCCUACAACGCCUCCACCGGAGCGUCCUUGCCCGCCUCACCGGCACCCGCUCCCCUCGCCGCGGCCCUCGCUCUAGUUCAAAACACUUACAUCGCCGCCUCCCACAUCUCCUCCUCCUCCACCCGCCGCCGUCCACCUCUACAAUUGGUGGUCAUCCACCGCCCUCCACCGCUCCCUCUCCCGGAACCCUUGCCCCUAUCGCCCCUUCCCCCGACGGCUCAUGCAUCUUCGCCGGCGGCCUCUCGGGCAACAUUCAUUCGCUUUCUGUCCCCUCCGGUGACCUAA
Linum tenue is the source of this 348-nucleotide messenger RNA. The record is from the annotation of a GenBank genome assembly. Lineage: Eukaryota; Viridiplantae; Streptophyta; Magnoliopsida; Malpighiales; Linaceae.